Molecule: messenger RNA, 3844 nt
Organism: Lagenorhynchus albirostris (white-beaked dolphin)
Lineage: Eukaryota; Metazoa; Chordata; Mammalia; Artiodactyla; Delphinidae
Gene: TOP3B
Product: DNA topoisomerase III beta
Exons: 19
Coding region: 1188-3773 (861 amino acids)
Biological process (GO): DNA topological change
Cellular component (GO): nucleus
Molecular function (GO): DNA topoisomerase type I (single strand cut, ATP-independent) activity; DNA binding
Source: RefSeq, a predicted model, not a curated record
CUUUGUCGCUCAGCCUGUGAGAACAGGACGUGAGAAAGUCACCCCAACGCGGGCUUAGUGGCCAGCGAGCCAUAGAGUCCCUAGAGACUUGCCAAAGAUCACUGACACUAGUCUGUAUUGUUCUGAACCUCAGUCUACUCAUAGUUUAAAAAGUUACAGCAUAGGCUUCGUAGGGUUGCUAGAAAGAUUAAACAAAGUAGCGUUUACAGCUGUAGCGUGCCUGCAAGGGAGGAGCUUAAGAAAGGGUUCUUUCCCUGACUCCAUAGGUGUUUGCUAAAGUCACUAAGGUGGGAAAUCCUAGGCCUGUAAAUGCCGCGCGGACCACUGCUAGGCCUCCACUCCCAAGCUGAAUCCACCUGUGCAUAAGACACUGACAUGGAAGGACUUUAUCCACUGUGUCUCCCAAGGACACAUACCAUUGUGGUAUUGCUGAGCCAGAGCUGCUGGAGACAGGCCACAUAUCAACUGUGGAAUAGCAACUACACAGUGACAGGUGGACAGGUGCUCUGAAAUUGGGACUGAUGCUGAUGUGACUUUUGUGACUGUCCAGUUGUAUCCCUUGUCCUGGAUAAAUGAGGUAAUCCCUUUGAAGAUGCUAGGGCAAAAUGUUUGUCUCUAAAGGGAUCUUUACAGAAGAAUACGUUAAUUAUUUACUGGAAGAGUAUUUAGGAUCCUUAGGUAUGAAGGGGAGUAGUGAAGAUGUAAAACUUCCAGAAACACCAUGGAAAAAAGAACACUGAGGGGCUUCCCUGGUGGCGCAGUGGUUAGGAAUCCAUCUCCAAUGCAGGGGAUACCGGUUCGAGCCCUGGUCCGGGAAGUUCCCACAUGCCGCGAAGCAACUAAGCCCAAGUGCUGCAACUACUGAGCCUGCGCUGUCGAGCCCGCGAGCCACAACUGCUGAAGCCCACGCACCUAGAGUCCAUGCUCCAUGACAGAAGCCACCGCAGUGAGAAGCCCACGCACCGCAACAAAGAGUAGCCCCCGCUCACUGCAACUAGAGAGAGCCUGCACGCAGCAACGAAGACCCAACGCAGCCAAAAAUAAAUUUUUUUAAAAAAAGAAGAAAGAACAUUGGAUAGGAGUUGGCAUGGCAGCAGCGUGAUGCUGCCCUAGGUCAGUGUGUGAGCUGUUUCACUGCCAUUUCCCUGAGAGCAGAGUGAGGCAGGGUGCUGGCAGCCUGAGACAAGAUGAAGACGGUGCUCAUGGUGGCUGAGAAGCCGUCCUUGGCCCAGUCCAUCGCCAGAAUCCUCUCUCGAGGGAGCAUGUCCUCACGCAAAGGGCUGAACGGGACAUGCUCAGUGCACGAGUACACCGGGACCUUCACUGGCCAGCUGGUCCGCUUCAAGAUGACGUCCGUCUGUGGUCAUGUGAUGACCCUGGACUUCCUGGGAAAGUACAACAAGUGGGACAAGGUGGACCCCGCCGAGCUGUUCAGCCAGGCCCCAACGGAGAAGAAGGAGGCCAACCCCAAGCUGAACAUGGUGAAGUUCCUGCAGGUGGAGGGCAAAGGCUGUGACUACAUCGUACUGUGGCUGGACUGCGACAAGGAGGGAGAGAACAUCUGCUUCGAGGUCCUGGAUGCGGUGCUGCCUGUCAUGAAUCAGGCCCACAGUGGCGAGAAGACAGUGUUCCGGGCCCGGUUCAGCUCCAUCACAGACACAGACAUCUGCACUGCCAUGGUCCGCCUGGGUGAGCCCGACCACAACGAGGCACUCUCAGUGGAUGCGCGGCAGGAGCUGGACCUGCGCAUCGGCUGCGCCUUCACCAGGUUUCAGACUAAAUACUUCCAGGGGAAAUACGGCAACCUAGACAGCUCACUCAUCUCCUUCGGGCCAUGCCAGACCCCCACGCUGGGCUUCUGCGUGGAGAGACAUGAUAAAAUCCAGUCCUUCAAACCGGAGACCUACUGGGUGCUGCAGGCCAAGGUGGAUGCCGAUAAGGACCGAUCCCUCCUUUUGGACUGGGACCGAGUGCGUGUGUUCGACCGGGAGAUCGCACAGAUGUUCCUGAACAUGACCAAGCUGGAGAAGGAGGCCCAGGUGGAGGCCAUGAGCAGGAAGGAGAAGGCCAAGCAGAGGCCACUGGCCCUGAACACCGUGGAGAUGCUGCGUGUGGCCAGCUCUUCCCUGGGGAUGGGCCCACAGCACGCCAUGCAGACCGCAGAGCGCCUCUACACGCAGGGCUACAUCAGCUACCCGCGCACCGAGACCACCCACUACCCCGAGAGCUUCGACCUGAAGGGGCCUCUGCGGCAACAGGCCAACCACCCCUACUGGGCUGACACGGUGAAGCGGCUGUUAGCGGAAGGUAUCAACCGCCCACGGAAAGGCCACGACGCUGGCGACCAUCCCCCCAUUACCCCCAUGAAGUCUGCCACGGAGGCUGAAUUAGGCGGCGAGGCCUGGCGGCUGUACGAGUACAUCACCAGGCACUUCAUCGCCACAGUCAGCCAUGACUGCAAGUACCUGCAGAGCACCAUCUCCUUCCGGAUCGGGCCUGAGCGCUUCACUUGCACAGGCAAGACCGUCAUCUCCCCAGGUUUCACAGAGAUCAUGCCUUGGCAGAGUGUGCCCCUGGAGGAGAGCCUGCCCACCUGCCAGAGGGGCGACACCUUCGCCGUGGCUGAGGUCAAGAUGCUGGAGAAGCAGACGAGCCCCCCUGACUACCUGACGGAGGCUGAGCUCAUCACGCUCAUGGAGAAGCACGGCAUCGGGACGGAUGCCAGCAUCCCCGUACACAUCAACAACAUCUGCCAGCGUAACUACGUGGUCGUGGAGAGUGGGCGCCGACUCAAGCCCACCAACCUUGGUAUUGUACUGGUGCACGGCUAUUACAAGAUUGAUGCGGAGCUAGUGCUCCCCACCAUUCGCAGUGCAGUAGAGAAGCAGCUGAACCUGAUCGCCCAGGGUAAAGCCGACUACCGCCAGGUCCUGGGCCACACCCUGGACGUCUUCAAGAGGAAGUUCCACUACUUCGUGGACUCCAUUGCGGGCAUGGAUGAGCUGAUGGAGGUGUCCUUCUCGCCCCUGGCGGCCACCGGCAAGCCCCUUUCCCGCUGUGGGAAGUGCCACCGGUUCAUGAAGUACAUCCAGGCCAAGCCAAGCCGCCUGCACUGCUCCCACUGCGAUGAGACCUACACCCUCCCCCAGAAUGGCACCAUCAAGCUCUACAAGGAGCUCCGGUGCCCGCUGGACGACUUCGAGCUGGUUCUGUGGUCAUCAGGCUCGCGGGGCAAGAGCUACCCGCUGUGCCCAUAUUGCUCCAACCACCCACCCUUCCGAGACAUGAAGAAAGGCACAGGCUGCAACGAGUGCACACACCCCACCUGCCAGCACUCGCUGAGCAUGCUGGGCAUUGGCCAGUGCGUGGAGUGCGAGAGCGGUGUGCUGGUGCUCGACCCCACCUCAGGCCCCAAGUGGCGGGUGGCCUGCAACAGGUGCAAUGUGGUGGCGCACUGCUUCGAGAAUGCCCACCGCGUGCGUGUGUCUGCCGACACCUGCGGCACCUGCGAGGCCGCACUGCUGGACGUCGACUUCAACAAGGCCAGGUCCCCACUGCCGGGUGACGGCACGCAGCACACGGGCUGCGUCUUCUGCGACCCUGUCUUCCAGGAGCUGGUGGAGCUGAAGCACGCAGCCUCCUGCCACCCCAUGCACCGCGGGCCUGGGAGGAGGCAGGGCCGGGGCCGGGGCCGGGGCCGGAGGCCAGCGGGGAAGCCAGGCACCAGGAGACCCAAGGACAAGAUGUCGGCCCUGGCCGCCUACUUCGUGUGACGGCCCUGCCCAGGCUCUGCAUGGCGUCCUCUGGGUUACAGAAAUCAUUAAACACAUUGUCUUCUCCAGAA